This is a messenger RNA of Lycium ferocissimum, 803 nucleotides long. Its product is annotated as histidine-containing phosphotransfer protein 1-like. The transcript has 9 exons. Gene Ontology annotation, biological process: phosphorelay signal transduction system; cytokinin-activated signaling pathway; phosphorylation. Gene Ontology annotation, molecular function: histidine phosphotransfer kinase activity; protein histidine kinase binding. Lineage: Eukaryota; Viridiplantae; Streptophyta; Magnoliopsida; Solanales; Solanaceae. The record is from RefSeq and is a predicted model, not a curated record. Gene Ontology annotation, cellular component: cytoplasm; nucleus. The coding region runs from base 53 to 592 and encodes 179 amino acids.
CGUUGUUCAUUUGCUGAAUAUAUCCUCUUCUUAGGUUUCCAAUAGUCAGAAAAUGGAGAAAAGUGCACUCAUUCAACAACCAAGUGAUCGCAUUCAGUCCCUCCAGGAUGAGGUUUCCAAUAACCACAAAAUGGAUAAAAGUGCACUCAUUCAACAACAACGUGAUCGCAUUAAGUCCCUUUUGGAUGAGGGUUUGGUUGAUUGCUAUUUCCGACAAAGCUACUCAUUGAAGGAGGACGUGCGUCCUUCUUUCUUCCUGGAUCUAGUUCCGAGUUUUUUAUGCGAUGCUCGCAAUGUUAUGCGAGAAAUGGCUACGGUUCUUGAGUCACCAGUUGUGGACUUUGAUGUUUUAAAUGAGCAUUGUAUCAAGCUGAAAGGAGGUUCUUCAUGCAUUGGAGCCUGUAAGGUUGCGAAUGUAUGUUAUGAUUUUAUCCGGGCAAUUGACAAGAAAUCCAAGGAUGAGUGUCUGCAGGCAUUUAGAAACUUCACACGAGAAUAUCAUGAUCUUCAGAGCAAACUGGAAAGCAUUAUGCAGCUUGAGAGGGAAAUCUUGUCUGCUGAGAGCUCAAAGUCCGUGAUCGGUGAGCAGUGAUUCUCUCAUCAUAUUGGACUGGAGUAGCGGCUUCCAUAUUCGAAGAUGAAGAAUCAAGCAAUGGCCUAGGCAUGGACUUCUCUAUUACAAUUCUGCUGCUAGAAAAACUAUGAAAUAUAAUGUUUAAAACUUUUUAGUCACCAUACAGGUGCAAUGCGUUUGUAUAAGACAACUGUAGUAUCUUCACUUACUUAUCUUGCUUUUUAUUUUA